AUGUUCCAAUGGUGGAAGUUACGGAGGACAGGGUACUUGGCAGUCUACUUCUUCACCGGCUUCAUCGUGCAUGGUUUCGAAGUUUUCUCGGAGCAGCAGCUCCUGGUGCUUGAUGAUCCAACCAGGGUAGUGAAUUUCAACAACUCUGAGUCUGGCUCCACUCAUGUAGAUGACUACUGGGCGAAGAUUGACCUGAACUACAGCCCACUAGAAGGCUGGAGUUUAGCCCGGCAUGUCCGCAUUGGAUGUUUCUUGGUCCAGUGGGAGAGCCCUUUGGCAUAUGCAGAACGCAUUAGCGAAGUUAUGACUGCCACUGAAUGUGUGCAAUUCUGCAACAAGACACAGGCGUAUCUUCAACUGCCCUUGUGUCGCUGUGGUUUGGAUGAGUCGUUGCUGCCCAUGACAGAGGUGUUAGGGGGCUGCAGCCCAACUUCAUGGGAGGUUUUCAGAGAGUACGACUAUCGAUCUUCCAUGUCGCCCUCUACCUACGACGUUUCCCGACGACUUCUUUAUUCCAUUGUGACUGUACGUUUGCCGUCUCCAGCUGAUCCUCCCAUCAGGAACUAUAUCCAUGCUGUCAAUGCCUUGGAGUCACGGCCGGAAUUUAGCUAUGAUGUCCGCCUGGAUCGUAUGCUCUUCAAUGCAGUGUGGGACUUUGGGCAGAGCCGCAUGGUGGCGCUGUCUCUUUCAGAUUGGGGUGGCACCUUGGAUUUCAGUGUUGUCAGCUACAACUCGAGCUUGGGCCAACUGCAAGUGCAACAGAGCCAUUUUCCCAUUGAGGAUGAAAUAGUAGCGACUGGAGAACUCGUUCGCGAUGGUUUGGCUUCUGCAGAGGGCCUUGGUACCGUGGAUGUGCUCUUCGGCACCUACUACACGGUUGUUCCUGCAACAGUGAGCGGGUCCACGCAGGUAGUUCAUGUGAUUCUAGCUGUUGAUAUUGACAUGAAGCGCGUGCUGACCAGUGUCACGCUGCCAGUAACCCUCGUGAACAUUCAGAUCAACUCGUUAAAUCACGAGCUCUAUGGAGCAGGUGCUGAUUUGACUGGACAGUAUGCCUACUACCACCUCUGCACCUCAACUAAUCUGACUCAGACGGUGAACGGCAUUACAACCAGACAGAUUUCCGUAGGUUGCACGUUGGCAGAGCUUGGGGAGCUGCCUACAGAGGUCAACUACCUGUACUUGCAGUCGGCUGCAAUCGACCACCAGAACAACUACGCGUGGUUUACGUACAAGGAGGAUGCGACAGGUCGUCCACGAAUUCUGGAGUACCACCAAGAUAGUAAAGACUACGUGAUUUGGCCACAGGACAGUUUGCCUGAGAAUGCAGUUUUCUCAUCGCUCAUCCAAACAGCUCCUAGGAUUUUCUUUGCCCUGUUUCCUCCAAGUCUGCUCUAUGCAAGAUUCAAUGCAGCUGGAACGAAGCUUUUCUUGUCCUUUGAUGCAGCAACCCUCCGUGGCGCAGCCCCAAUUGAUACAAACGCGGAUGACAUUCCUGACUCCUUCAAUGAAGCUGACAAGGCCACCCGGGCACCAUGUGAGGACUUUAUCGACCAAUUCACCAUGACGCUCAUCCCGGGAAGCAUGUGCCAAUGGACGAGCGACGCAGACUUUUACAUUGAAAUUGACCAGUCGUCAACCAUUGCCCCAGGAGACUUGGCACGCCUCAAACCAGGAACUGUUUACAGGGGUGAGCAGCUUCCAUCUGGAGCGUAUCAAUUUUCCCAGCCAUCAUCGGACUUCGCCAUCGUUGAGCCACCGCUGGAAAUUCCAACCCCAGUCGCUGAAAUUGGUGGCAUGCGCUACAUUGACGUGUGUACAGACCUGACCCUGGAUGGCACGCAGUCGCGCAAUCACGGUUAUCGGGGUACCUUUACGUGGGCACUGAGCUCGACAAACCCGGUGAAGCCAGAGCCCCACAUCCGCCAGCUGCAGAAGGUGAUUGAUGAUGAAAUGUUGGCAGCCCUUCCAGUUGCAGCUCAAGUCUUGAGAAUCCCGCAGUUUUUGAUGCAAGCAGAGACGCUGUACAACUUCUCAUUGACCGUGCAGUCUUACUGGAACCCCUCUUUGACUGACACCGCCUACUUUAGUGUCAUGGUUUCAUCUGCCCCAGUUCCACCAAUGGAAAUCUUUGGCUCGUACUCUCGAGAGAUCAAGGUGGAAAAUCCAUUCAGCCUUGUGUCUGAGAUUGUCAUGCAGGGGUGUUCAGAAAACUUGGGCAAUGGCAGCGUGGGCUACCGCUGGACAGUAUGCAAAAGGACCGAGGCCGUGUUGGUGCAGGGAAGCAUUCUGGGCUGCAACUAUACGUUUGGAAGUGGAAUCGAUCAGUCGAAAUUCUCUGGAGUGCAGUCGCGGUCAUUAUAUGUGCAACCUUUUGCUUUAGAACCACUCGACACCUACAUCUUCACGGUCUUCGGCCAGGUGAAUAUCACCAAUGGCACCUCCGUCGUAGUGUUGCAGAACGUGGUCAGUGCCGAGGUCAAAGUGGUUCUAGGAGGACUCUCCGUGACUUACUAUGGUGGAAACGGAUUUUCAAGCAGAAGGGACCGGGCUAUUGUGGUCGACUUCUCCGACACAACAGACUUCUCAGACCCAUCGAACUUGCUGUCCAGCAUAACAUACACUUACAGCUGCUACAAGCAGGGGACUAUGGAUCCUUGCUUUGCAGGGCAGGGAAGCGGGCCUACAGACAUUUCGUUAUUGACGACCUCCUGCAUCGACGUGCCUGACCCAUUCUCAAACCCAGCUGGCCAACCUCUAAUUUUCGAGUACAGGGACAAGGACUACAAUCACGCUGAGGGAGUCAGCUACCCACCACUCUCCAAUGUGAAUCAGUUCUGCAUAGCAAGUCCAACUUCACUCAUCUUUCAGUCCAACCUUUUUGAACCUGGCGAAUAUGUUUUUGUCACGAAUGCAUCCAAAGUUGUCAACGGCGUGGAGCGGGUUUCAUCCACAAGGCUGUAUGUCACGGUGCUUGCUCCGUCAACCGCAUCUUCCACAAGGAACCCAUUGAUCGCAGUCUUUCUAGAAAGCCCAGCGCCGGUAUUCCCUGGCUCGACCAUUCGCUUGCGUGGAGAGGUGACAAACCCGCAGAAUGCCACCACCUACAGCUUUGUGUGGACAGCCUACCGUUUUGGCCUCAAUCCGGACUACAAUGCAGAAAUGGCAUCAGCGGAUCCGACCUACGCGGUGGAGCAAUACGCCUGGGCAGAGCUCUCUGCAGUGGAGUUCAACAAGAGUGAUCCACAGCAGGUAAGGAGUCGAGAGGAUUCCAAGUACAUGGUCAUAGCACCCGAUGUGCUUUGGCCCGGGGCGACCUACAAGCUGCGCCUAACGGCUCUCGACUCAUUCAUGGAGUCUCAGGACUUGCAGGAUGCUAAUGGCUACGCUGAGUACACUUUCAGAACUGUAGGUCUUCCACCAUCUGGCGGUGUUCUGUUUGCAUCCAAUUUGUCGGGCAUAGCUUUGGAGACAGAGUUUCUCUUUUCGCUCGACGGUUGGGGCAGUGAAGAUCGCCCAUUGCUCUACCAGUUCAGCUACAUUCAAGACUUCGACUCACCCUUCGCAGAGCCUGUUGAAUUGACCAUCGCAUUCUCAGACCGGAACUAUGUGCAGACAAGGCUUCCGGAGGGCUUGGUUGGAACACAGCACCUCCUGCGUGUUGUUGGUACGGUUCAGAGCGCGACAGGUGCUGUUGCGGUUUCCUCUGUUGAUGUCUCCGUGAGCCCGGCUUCGCAAACUGGAAUUGAACAGCUGGCACAGCAGGUGCCCAAAGUGGAUCCAGAGACGGCGAUUCUGUACACAACGUUGCUCGCCGAAACUCCUGCAACUCCAACGGAGAGCAUGCCCACGCUGGCACAGGUCGUGGAGGGCAAGAUGUUUGCUGCCGACCGAGCAAUUGCUGGGACACCAGAGAUGGUAUCAUCAGUGGCACAUAUGCUCACCGCUAUCGCCGACGCGGGCGCUGUUGCGGACUCGGUGGUCUCAUUCCUGAACAAUAUGGUGAACCUGUCUGUGGAUUUGGGUUAUAUUUCAGCAGAUGGCUCUUUGGGCUCGUCAGAAUAUGUCGAUGUUGCAAACAGUCUGUUUAGUGCCAUUGAUGCUAUCACGCCCGGUGUGGUACCGUCCUACGAAAAUGCAACUGCUCGUCGCCUGAAGGGAGGCCGUGGCAUGGGCGGCAUGGUGCCUGCGGAAUGGCCUCGGCGCUUGCAGACUGUGGAAACGAGAAGCGCAGAGGAGAUGUACAACCACUUCCAAAUAGCGACUGCCCUGGUGACUGCUAUGUCAUACGUCCUACACGUCCAACUGUACCCGGGCGAGGCUCCAAUCAGCUUUGCACUACGAGGUCAAGACAUCUACUUGGGCAAAGACUUCAGCAGCAUCAAUGAAGCAGAGCAGUCGAAUGCACCCAUCACCACCCUGUUUGACACCCCAAGUCUGGAACGCCCUGGCAUGCCAGAGAUCCACAAUUACAGGUAUGUGCAAUUCAAGAAAUUCCCGUAUGACUUCCUCGUUAUGCCAGCGAAUCACACCCUGGAGGCGCCGCCAUCUCCCAACGACACGAAUCCAGCAGUGGCAAGCUUGGUGCCGCCUCAGACAUUCAACGUGAGUGAGAGGCUUUGGCACGCUGUAAUGCUGAAAAUAACGGAUGAAGCCGGCAACGACAGUCUGAUUGAUAGGUCGCUUGUCAAUGCCACCUUCUCAAUCCUACCCAGAAUCGCAGCGUAUGACGCAACAAACUUUGGCAAUGUGUUGAACCCGUCCACUUGCUAUUGGAUCGACCUUGGAAACGGCAACUUCAGUGCUGCCACGUUCGAUUCACGUGGUUCAAUCUUUAACGAGGACUCGUGCGUCACCAUGCACACCGACUACUUUGCGAUUUUGGCAGACAAUCUUGCAUCAGAGCUUGAGAUUGUCCAGCAGACGCCGGGAGAAUUCUUGAGCCAAUAUGAUGAAGAGUUCACCACCACGGCCAACGUCGUCACGGCUACUCUGGUCCUGGUUGCCUGUGCUGGCUUUGUUAUGGUGUCGGUCUACGUUGACGAGCACGAUGCAGCAAACAAAGUCACUCCGCUCGAUAGUCUGAAGACGCAAGUGAUUGAUCGGGACGACCCGAAGGAGAAAGUUUUGGGCACAAUUUUUCAAGCGAUCAGGCGAAAUCACCUAGUGAUUGGCUGGAACUACUUUCAUUUAAGACUGACCCGGGUUCGUCGAGCUGGCAUUUUUAUCACUGCCAUUUUUGCGACGGAGGCUUUAGCUGUUCUUCAACAUUCCCUCUUGGCAUUCAAGGCAGAAUCGGCGUGGGCUGCUAGUGGCCUCGUCGCUGCAGUGCUGGUUUUCCCGAUCGUCCAGUUUCUGGAGUUUUGCUUCGAGUGGCUGCCACAGUCGAGGAUGCUUACAAAGCCUCCUCCGCGAUCCCUGCCUGCAAAGCCCAUUCCGUUGAAGGAACAGGCCGAGCCAAAGGUCUUGAAAUAUCCCAAGAGGCCGGCUGUUGGAAAAGUUCGGCCACCUGAGCCGAAAGUACUGCCCAGAGCAGUUCACAGUUUGCAAUUGCCCGUCAUGCCAACCCUGCAGCUGAGCAAAGCAAGCGGGCUGGCCAAAGGCCGCCCACAGCCACCUGCUCGGCCACCUGGACAAUUGCCCAGACCUCCGCAGGGACCGCCGCCACCUGGACAUCUCCUGGCACGGGCUCAAUCCCCUGAUUCUGCGGCACCAGAGUUGGCUUUCACAGGCUUUUCAGAAAUCUCGAAGGUAGCACCGGGAACGAUGGGUCCGUUUGGCUUGACACUGCCCGAAUUGCCGCCCUUGCCCCAGGGCAAUUUGAAGGCCAUUGCCGAUGGAAAGCCGGCUCCGGCUCCCCCGCCCAAAGGCUCUGCCGGCCCCAGGCCGCCAAAAACCCCACCACCGGUGAGCAAGAUGUUCUUCGUGGCGCCUAAAGGCGUACCAUUGGCAGUGCCUGCACUGCCUGCGCCACCAAGCAAUCAGCCAAGGGCGUGCCCUGCUCUCCCGAAGCUUCCGCCAGCGAGGACGUUCAGUCAGCUCAGCACUAUCAGAUCUGGAGGUGGCUCGCCACGACAGCCGCCGCCGCCACCGGCACCACCUACUGAACCAAAAGUACCAGGCUUGACAACAUCUCCAGCAGCAACAACUCCGAGAGCAACCGCUUCACACGAGGACAUGUCGCAACGUUUGGCGGGAAGCCUGCCUGGAGCUGUCAGCCCUGAAGAGGUUGUUGAGCCACUUGCUGAAGACGUGGAGAACGAGCCUGGUAGAAGCCCACAAGUGGUCAGAGAUCCUGAGCACACAAUGCCGGCGCCUGCGGAUGAGGCUUCUCCCGUAAGAAGUCCAAACCGACGACGGCGUCCAGUGGUGGCGUCUUCUGAAGCGGCAUUGCGAGAGAUGGAGGAAUGUGAUUUGCCAAACAUUCCAAGAUCAGCAUCAUCUAAGCAGGGCUCGAUGCCGCUUGCACUUCCCAAAGGAAUGCGAGCAGUGUCGCACCGUGACGUGUCCGCGCCUGCAAGGUCGCCCAACAUGUCCUCUCCCGUGUCUUUGUCACCUGGUGCAGACCAGUCUCCGGUCCGCUUUGAGGGGUCAAACCUCAGGUUUGAGAUGCCAAAGCAAGCUUCGACUGCUUCAACUCAUGUACCACCGGGGAAGCAUGCUGCGCGACAACCACAGCCACCUCCUAAGUAUCCACCUCCUGGAGGGUCUGUCGAUGCAGUCCACCAUCUUCCUGGUGGGCCUGGCGGGCCUGGACUACCACCGAUGCCGAAGCAUCCUCCAAAACCACCUCCAAAGGUUCGUGGCAAAGCCCUGCUUCCAACGCCACCAUCAGGACCACCACCUGCUCAUGCUAUUGUUUUGGCCAAAGGAAAGCCCCAGGAUUUCUCCAGCAGCAGCGGUUUGCAGGCGGUGCUUGCGAAGGCAAAACCGCCUCCGCCAUUGGUGCAUCCACCUUCUGAGCCACUGCCCUCUUUUGUAUACCGGGCAAGUUCGCAAGCUGCCUUGCAAGCUAUCAUGGAUGGAAGGGAGAACGGUUCCAAGGCAUCUGCUUUGGAACCACUUCCUCCAAAGGCGCCUCCGCUUAAUGACACACGGGCUUUUGCUGCUUUGCCUCCAAUUGUCAAGGAGUAUGUGCCACUUGACAAGGGUCCGAAACCAGUGCCGGAAUUCGUUGUGAAGGUAAGUGUGUGGACUGUCUACCUGUUUGUGUUUUGGAUUUUUGUGUACAGCAUUAGCAUUAUUGCGUAUUACGGAGUCUACAUGGCAAGCAGCAGUAUUUGGGCAACCUAUGCGGCCACGCUUUGUGGUUGUCUUCUGAACUUUGGAAUCUUCGAGAGCAUGAAGUGUGUCAUUCUGGGUUGUGUGGAGCUAGUCAAGCAUGAGACGGUUAGACGCCAGGCCGAACUUGAUGCAAGGAGAACUCGGAUGGUAUUGAAGGAGCAACGCUUGCAAGAGCGACGCUCGCGCUCGCAGGAAAUUCAGCAGAUGCACGUACAGCCUCCACUGAUGGGCUAG
This is a messenger RNA of Durusdinium trenchii, 7518 nucleotides long. The record is from the annotation of a GenBank genome assembly. Lineage: Eukaryota; Dinophyceae; Suessiales; Symbiodiniaceae.